CACAGGUGAGUGGGGGUUACCUGUGGGAAGCUUUGCACAUGGCAGUUUCUAAUCUGAGCACCUGCAGGCUGGGAGUUGCUCAGGGCUCGGCCCAAUUUCCUUAGAACUUUAGUUCUGUUCCAGAAUCUUCAACCAGAGACACAACAGAUUAAGAUUUAAUAAUUUUACCUACAAUAAGAGACAAAAAUGACCGAUUCGGGGUCGGCGACCAAGCGCCACAACCCGGUUGACAGCAUCUGCCGCAAGAUCAAGACCAUUCAGGCGAGAGAUCAGGACUCUAACCCCAACCUGCAAAUCCCCAAAUUUCAGUCCCGCAACUUCGACAGCCCCCAGUCCAACACCAAGAAGAACCUGGAGGAGGUGCUGAAGAACCGGACUGUCAAGAACCCUGAUAAGGAACUGGGGGGCUUCUCUAGUCCAGGGGGACACGUCUUCUCUCCAGGACACAAUUUGGCCUCUCCUUGUUUACGAGCCGUGGCACAAAAUGAUUCCCCAUUGGGCAAUGCCACCUAUUCCAUCAACCUGACUGUGAAGGACAACAACAAAAAGAUCUGGUCAGCAAAAUCUCAGAGCUGCUCCACCCCAGUUGUCUAUGCUGGGGACCUCCAGUUUAAAUUCUCCCAAUCUGCCAUUCCCAGUGCUCAGUAUAAGAACAUUUUGCUGGAAGAGCCGUCGAUCCCCUGCACCCCCAGUUUCUAUUUCACAGAUCGGAAAUCAGAAACCAUUGCCCUCCAGUCACCGGUGGUCAAGAGGCUGUCGUUGAGUGAGACUGGAGGCGUGCGGCGCCCUCUAGAGCACAAGCUGGAGAACGCAUCUGAGGUGAGCCUAAUCUGUGAGGAGGACUUGUUGGACAGUAUCUUCCAUGCCUGCGACUCAGAUCACCGAGGUAAAGUUGCUGUGUCCAAGAUUGUGGAUUAUCUGCGGCACACAACAAGCCGUGGCUCUGAGGACAGUGGCCUUGAUGACCUGUGUAACAUGCUGGACCCCGAUAAGCAGGACAUUUCCAUGGAUCUAGAGACCUAUCACGCCAUCAUGAAGGAGUGGAUCGAUGACUGCAGGAACAACGGUGCUGACACUAAUAAGAUGAAGGAAUCGGCCCUGGGGAAUGAGGAGUCCAUGUUUAAAUUGCGGGAGAGUCUUCUUGCAGUGAGGAGAAUUUCUGGCACCAUGAACAUCACGUCGGGGAGCCUGGAGGCUUUUGGGGGUGACAUCUCAAGAGGAGACCUGGAGACUUCGGACCUGAUCACGUGCGUGGCUGAUCUGCAGUACAAUAACCAGAAGCUGCAGGAACAGCAUGCCAAGAUGAAGGCCAUUAAUGAAGCCCUGGAGGAGGCCAACCAUCGGCUUCUGGAGGAGAACGAGGAGCUGUAUAAUCAGUGGAAGAGUUCCCAGCAGGCCAUAACCAGAGCCAGGGUCUUAAAGGAGGAGCUGGAGGAGAUGAAGACUAACAUGAAUAGCUCAGAGGAGAGGAAGGCUCAGGUUGUAGCGUUGAACAAACAGCUGGAGAAGGACAAUCUAUCCCUAAUACAUAAGAUCAGCAGCCUACAGGAGGAGAAUAUGAGAGGCACCCUGGAAGCUGAAGGCCUCAGGAAAACUAUAUCUGAGAUCUCUGACAAAGUGACUGUCCUACAGAUGCAGCUGAGUGAGGCGGAGAAUGCACUUCAGAAGCGGGACGCCACCCUACACAUGAAAGAACUCUACAUCGAGGAGUUGAAGUCCACACUGAUGGACUAUGCGUUGGUGAUUGAGAACCUGAGAACAGAGAAAUCAAAGCUGGAGAAUAAUUUGCAGCAAAUGGAGCAGGAGCUUUUGUCGAAUGGCAUCUCCUCCCCAAUUACCCACAAGUUCAGCCGAAUUAUAUCGGGAAGUUUGAAUUCGCUGCAGUCGGAGCUGGAACUUGCCCAGCAGUCUCCUGAGGUCUCGGUGGCCGAAUGGAUGAACCAAUCAGGACAAACGACGUCCCUCGACAUCACUUUAGACCGUGAGGUUCUGCUGCUGCUUCAAGGCCCAGGGCAGGAUCAAGCGGCUGUGGAAUUUAAAACCAUAAUCCAAAGCUUGCAGGAGGACACACGUGGGAUGGCGGAUCUGGUACUGGUGUCUCUGCAGCGUCUGAUCGAGUCGGACACGGAUGCUAAGGAUUUGCCGGGGAAGAUGCUGGAGACCAUAAAGGCCGACCUGAGGGAGAAGCGCAGCAGCUGGAGCCACAAACUGAGGCAACUGGAGAAGCACCGGGAGUCGAUGGAUAAGGAGUUUGUAAAGAUUGCAGGGAGUCUCCGGCGACUGAAAACGGAGCAGGUUCAUAUGAAGAAAGAGCUGUCCAGCAGAUUUAAUGAGCUGGAGAUGGCGAGACAGAGGCAGGAGGAGGCCGAGGGCAGAACAGAGGCCGUGACGAUCCGACUCAGAGAACUCGCCCUCCGGGAAGAAGAUUUCACAGAGAAGGUUGGGGAGUUGCAGGGAAUAAUCAGUGAUGUGCGGGAUCAGAACCAGACUCUGGCCGGCCAAUUGGAGGAGGCGAAUGUACAGAGGAGAGAUCUACUGGCAGCGAGAGACUCACUAACUGCCAACUGUCAGCUCCUCCAGCACAACUGCACCAAACAGCAAACUGUCCUUUGCACGGGGGGAGUGUAUUUUCCUGGUAACUGUCGUGUGACCGUCCUCUACUCUUGUACGGGGGAGGUAUUCCUGGUACUCGUUGUGACAGUCUCUAACUUCCUUUCGGGGGAGUGGUAUUUCCUGGUAACUAUACUGACGUGUGACCUGUCUCUACUUCCUUUGUACGGGGGAGUGUAUUUCGAACUGCUCAGAACAGAACCCAGUGGAAGGGGCCGGCACCCCCAAUCUAACAAUGUGGACGCCCCAAGGGUCAAAGGAGAAAAAGGAAAUGUAUUGGCAAGAGAUUCUGUGUCCAAGAGGCAAAUCGACUGGUGCGAACCCCUAAAAGUAGUCGUGAUAUUACUCACCACAACCUUGGUGGUGUAUACCCCCGCUGCUAAUGCUCUGACAUUAGAGAUAUUACAAUUAUAUCCAAGACUCGGGGUGAGGAAUUUUUCUCGUUUCGGAACCAGAAAUCAGGGGAAACCUGAGAGCGACAAACACCGGGAAGUUGACAAAAGUGCAACGUCGGAGGGGGAUUCAGUGGAUCAAAACAAGGGCAAGUUUGUGUGUCGGGAGGUUCAGACGGAUGUUGGGGUCACUGCUGAUCCUUCCAUGGAUCUUCUUUUGUCUCAGGGGAGCGGAGCUGAGCAUCAGUCGGGGGACCCCGAAAACAGCAGCAUCACCUUGGAUUCCCUGCAUGCCCCCAACGGGACCACCUCUGCUGAGAAAAGCCCCCUCAUUCCAUCAGGACCAGAAAACAAGCAGUUUGUAAAGAAGAUGGAUUUUGUUGGGUCAGAGGAAUCCCCAGUAAAACAUGAAGCCAUGGAAUCUGCAGAGGUCUCUUCUACUGAAGUGCCACAGUGUGAGCCUGGGCAAAGCUCUUUGCAAGAAGAACCUGUGUUGGAGGAGAAUGUAGAAGUGAAAGCUGGAGGGUUCCCACCUGGACCGGCACAUCAGGAAGCAAAUUCUCUCCCUGAGGCUCUUCCAUUAGACUCUCCCACUGACCCACUGGAGGAAAAGACUCCCUGUACCAAUAACCAAAAGCAGAUGGAGACUGAAUUUCUGCGCGUGUCUCUUGGAUUUAAAUGCGACCUGUUUACACUAGACAAGCGGCUGCGGCUGGAGGAAAGGUCUCGGGAUUUAGCGGAGGAGAAUCUGAAAAAGGAGAUUGCAAGUUGCACCAAACUGCUGGAGGUGUUGGUGCCCCUGUGUGAGGAGGACAACGAGUCUCAUGAGAUAGUGAAGAAGUUGGAGAAGACCCUGCAGUUCCUCGGUGUUCACACGGCCAGAGUGGCAAGUCGGUCGGAGAUGCUGGGGGCCAUUCACCAGGAGAGCCGGGUCAGUAAGGCCGUGGAUGUGAUGAUCCAACACGUGGAAAACCUGAAGCGAAUGUAUGCCAAGGAGCACGCCGAGCUGGAGGAUCUCCGAGAACUUCUCCAUCAGAGCGACCGGUCCAGCUUCUCCGCCGAGCGAGAUGAAAAGUUGUCGUCGUCUUUACCCGCAAAGCCGUCGUCUCUCAGGAGAGUCAGUAUGCCGGCUUAUACCCGCAGCAUGGUGAUGGAACCAUUUGGAGGGGAUAAAAUAGAUGGAAAAUUCCACAAAAGAUCGAACAGCUGGAAACUGAUGGGGUUGAAGCCAAACGAGAAUCGGCCGAAUAUGCAGCAUUUUGCCACCGCUUACGUGCGCCCUGAUCUGACUGACGAGGAGUUAAUCCAAGAGGAUGAAGUAAACGCGGAAUUCCCCGAGGAAGUGCAAGACGACAUGACAAGGAAGUUGAGUUUCCUGGAAAUAACGUCCCCCGCGCACACGUGCAGUCUGUACCGCAGGGUUCGUUCCUGGCCGUCUGAUCUGAAGAAUUCCGUUUUAUCCCUAAACAAGACUCUGGUGGUUGUUUUCCUGCUGGCGGCGCUGCUGAGCUUCCUCGUAGGACUUUCCUACCAGAGACCAGCAGAGGGCGCUCCGGAGGGGACGGGAGACUCGUGGACCUCACUCCAGCAGUUUUUGUGGCCUUAUACAGGACUCCACCAUAACGGGCAGCCCCCCGUGUGAUCCAAUUUGCAUCGUCGCAGCUACAGGAAUCUCUUCCGAGCUAAUUUAAUAAUGAUAUAUUUUAUAGAAAGUUUUACAGAAGAUAAAGAGAAUUAUAUUUUGUAUAUUGCCUAAAACGCCACUAUCUGCCCCCCCCCCC
Xenopus laevis (African clawed frog) is the source of this 4783-nucleotide messenger RNA. It is a transcript of the gene irag2.L, whose product is annotated as inositol 1,4,5-triphosphate receptor associated 2 L homeolog. The record is from RefSeq and is a predicted model, not a curated record. Bases 187 to 4644 code for a protein of 1485 amino acids. The transcript is spliced from 41 exons. NCBI's taxonomy places the organism in Eukaryota, Metazoa, Chordata, Amphibia, Anura, Pipidae.